CUGCCUUCCAGCUUCAUGGCGGGAGAUGGCGUCCGUUUUUGCGUCGAGGACACCGUCUCGCUCAAGGAUGAUAAGUUCAUGGUCGGCGUCGUCGACCGCUCUUUCGGCGACGUCGACUCACACGAGCCCCGCCCGCAGCGCGACUACAGCGAGGACAUCGAGCGUCACCCGGACAUCCCCAAGGACCACUUCUCCAAGUUCAUGAAGACCGGCAUCCCGCCUAGGGGCGCCGUCCUGGUCUCGUGGCAAACAGCCUUCAAAACAGAGCUUCUCCCAGAGUCCCGGCUGGAGCUGCUGGAUCGCGCCCUCUAUGUGGGCGAUGUGGUCAAGAGGCAUGCCCAGGAUCCUAUGAGUGGGACCGUUAUUGGCACCAAGGCGGUUUGCACGCUGUUCCCCGCCACCAUGUUCCAGGGCGGACAGCUCACAACUGUCAUGACCGAGGACUUCUCGCUCCGAGCGGUGCCCGCGAGUGAACUCAUCAACGUGCACGACUACCAAGAGGGCGCCCUGGUCAUAUACGAUGAUUGGGUGGGCCGCAUCGAGGACGUCUACGACGAGGUGGCCGUCAAACUGUCCAACAACUCAGUCGUUGUGGUCGAGGCCCCCGAGGAUCUGGAGCCCGACGACCAACUCGUGGACCGUCUGAGCGUUGGUGAUACCGUGAAGACCAAAAAGGGGAAUCUUCGGCGCGGCCGUUGGAGGUACGGGGCCUUUGAUCCCCAUGUGCGGCCCGAGGGCACUGUUGUGGAGACACGGGCCGUCAUGAUCAACGUGCAGUGGCUUGCUCGCAAGUUUGGCUCCGCUGGCUCACCGUAUGGCGCGAAUGGCGUGGAGCCCCCUACGCAGCUAUACACCGAUGAGCUGGAAAGCGCAAACUUCUCCGUCUAUGAUGCCUCUCGAGGAGCCUCAAGCACUCUCCCCAUGAUGGCUAACGGCGUCGAUCGGUCCUAUCACGUUGCCGAAGUGGCUGUUGGCGACCGCGUCCGAUUCAAGGACUUGGCCGGAGCCGCUGCCAAGUAUGAUGGGACCCACUCCCUUUCCAAUGGAUACCCCCAAGGCAAGCUAAGGCGGAUAUCACGCACAGAGACUUUGGGAUAUGAUCUCAAUGUCUACCUCGUCAUGCAAACCCAAUCACAGGUCACAGUCAUGUGGCAAGAUCUCACCAUGACUGAAGACAGGAGUCCAUCACUAAUCCCGGACCCGAAUGUGGAAGACGACGACGAGGUCUGGCCCGGCGAGAUAGUGUGCACAAAAGAGCAGAGAAAAGAUAAGAGCUCUGACGAGACCUGGACCUUUGAGCCUGCAAAGGUCGGAGUCGUUCAGUCCGUCAAGCCUCGCGAUCGCAUAGCCACAGUUCGGUGGUUCGAAGGCCCCAGCAUCCGCUUUCUGGCCGACGACCUAAUACCGCCAUCACAUACCGGGAAUCUCCGAGACGAGACUGAAGAUGUUAGCUUGUACGACAUACGGUCGACGCCAAGUUUGACGCGACGCCGUGGAGACUUCGUCUUAAUACAUUCGUUUUCCGCGACCCAACCCGAGGUCGACAUGGACGCCUUCGACAGCGAGAGCCCCGUACGUCCAGCUAUGAACGAGUGGUUUGGAGAGGUCAUUGACCUUGGCCUUGACGGCAAAGUCACGGUGCGGCUUGGCGCCGCACGACCUGUUGUUGACGUCCAGGUCCCUGCCGAAAGAAUAACGCUUGUUUACAGCAGUGAUAUGGACAACCAGUUCGACAUUAUGCCAACCCUGGAAGGCGAGUCGAUAGGGUCUGACGAAGAAGAUUCGGAUUUUGAUUCUGCCUCGUUCAAUGAGAUGUGGGUGGAAUACGAAGGGUUUGACGGAGAGCCGAUCGGUCAUAGUAACGAGGAAGACUGGUCUACAGAGGAAGAAGAUGAAGAUGCCGAUGAGGACGAAGACGAAGAAAUGCCAGAUAUCAUUCCUAGGAAUGGUGAUGAUACAUCAAAAACAACUCCACAAUCACAAUCAGACGGCGAGCAGAAAAAAUCAUCCGUGUUUGUAAACUCAAGAUCUGUUGAUGACUCUAGCUCGUCCCAAGAUAUGCCACGCAGUACAUCCCCUAUGGCCAUGGAUCCUCCAAUACCCAUACCCCAAGGAGCCCCCGCCGAGGUAGAAUCUGAAACCCUAACCCCAACCCCAUUUCUCAUCCUCGACGCCGCCCCGCCUUUAAACCACCACUACCUCUCCACAAACCCAACUUCCUCCACCACCCUCACCCGCCGCAUCGCCAAAGAACACAAAAUCCUCCGCUCCUCUUUGCCCUCAGGCAUCUUCGUCCGAACCUGGGAAUCCCGCCUCGAUCUUCUCCGCAUCCUAAUCAUCGGUCCCUCCGACACUCCUUACGAAUACGCCCCCUUCAUCAUCGAUUUUCACCUCCCACCCACCUACCCUAACACAGCGCCCAGCGCAUAUUUCCACUCCUGGACCCACGGCAACGGCCCCGUCAACCCCAACCUGUACGAGGACGGGAAAAUCUGUCUGAGUUUGCUUGGCACCUGGCACGCAGAUGAGCGGAAUGAGUCGUGGUCUCCGGCAAAGAGCACAUUGCUGCAAGUCCUAGUGUCACUCAUGGGACUGGUAUUGGUCAAGGAACCAUAUUACAAUGAAGCGGGGUAUGAUGUGCAUCGCUCAGCCCCCGAGACCAAACUCGCGAGUGCGCUGUAUACUGAACGCGCAUACUUCCGGGCGCGAGCUUUUAUUGUACAUGUAUUGGAAAAUGAGGUGGUGCCUUUCACGCAGGAGUUGGAUUUUUUGUAUCGGGGUACAGGGGAGGCGGCGCCAAGGUUGCUGGAUAAGGCGAUUGCGGCGGCGAGGGAUGUUUUAGAGAGGAGUAAGAGGGAGAGUGAUGAAGGAGAGAGGGAUGGGCUGAGGAAGAUCAGUCUAGGUGCCGUGGUGAUGCUGAAGAGACAGGUGGAGAGGUUGGAGGCGUUGAGAGCGGCGUUGCCAUGAGCGUGGCAUUAGUGAUGUACUUCUGGGAGAGCGCGAUUUUAGGAGAAAUGCAUUGCAAGGCGUUGGAAUGAACUAAAUAUGCUGGAUAGAUGGAUAUAGACAGGUGGAUGCGAUGGGAUGUAUCUGAGUGUGGUUCAGGGAAUGCUGGAUGGAGUAUCACCUGCUCAGAGUCCACUCCAGGCUUUCCCGCCGUCCCCACAUGCAACGCCACGUCACCAGUUCUCUGUAAUACAGCUUAAUAUUUGGAAGUAUAGUUCCUUAGGAACCUUAUUAAAAGUAGUAGACUCG
Messenger RNA from Lindgomyces ingoldianus, 3255 nucleotides. RefSeq lists its product as uncharacterized. The record is from RefSeq and is a predicted model, not a curated record. The transcript has a single exon. Lineage: Eukaryota; Fungi; Ascomycota; Dothideomycetes; Pleosporales; Lindgomycetaceae. Bases 16 to 2967 code for a protein of 983 amino acids.